UUUUUUUUUUUUUUUCUUGUAAAAUAAAUAAUGUCGCAUCCUUAUUAUCCUACAACACUCGACAUUCCUAAUUAUGUGCCUAAUCAACGAUCGACGCUCCAACUAUUAGUGACAGCAGGAGUAUUGAUGACUUGUUUGAUGGCAGCAUGUAUAACUACAGGUACUGCCUUUUCCAAAAAGACUACUUCAGUGAGUCGGUUUACUUGGUUUUGUGUGUCUGGCAUAUUGCAUUUAGGAUUCGAAUCAUAUUGGUUAUGGCAUCGACAUACACUUGCAGGACAAAGUGACGUAUUGGCUGAACUUUGGAAAGAAUAUGCUCAUGGCGAUUCACGGUAUUUAUCAGCAGAUGAAUUAUUACUGACGCUGGAAGUCAUGACGGUGUUUGUAUGGGGACCACUUUGUAUGUUGACAGGUUGGUUUAUUUUGCGUGGAUCUAAUAAACAGUACUUCUUUCAAUUGGUUGCAUCCUUAUGCCACAUAUUUUCUUGCUCGUUGUAUUUUUUGAUGGAUUUACCACAAGCUGUGCACUGUGAUCCCAGCCCGAUUUACUUUUACAUAUACUUUAUUGCAUUUAAUAGCCCUUGGAUUAUUGUGCCCUUGAUGUUGGUGUACCAAAGUUAUCAGCAUAUAGAUGAAGCUUUCAAGACAAAGACCAAGAUACAAUAAUACCGUGUGUUUUUUUAUUGUUUUUUUUUUAUUCAUUUGUUUUGUAUAAAUAAAAUUCUAGUCUUUUUUUUUUUUU
Mucor mucedo is the source of this 742-nucleotide messenger RNA. RefSeq names its product Emopamil-binding protein. The transcript is spliced from 3 exons. Gene Ontology annotation, cellular component: membrane; endoplasmic reticulum. Gene Ontology annotation, molecular function: cholestenol delta-isomerase activity; C-8 sterol isomerase activity; steroid Delta-isomerase activity. NCBI's taxonomy places the organism in Eukaryota, Fungi, Mucoromycota, Mucoromycetes, Mucorales, Mucoraceae. Bases 31 to 666 code for a protein of 211 amino acids. The record is from RefSeq and is a predicted model, not a curated record. Gene Ontology annotation, biological process: sterol biosynthetic process.